AUGAGUAAAUCUCGUUCAUUUACCGAUCAUCAAUUAAGAGAUGAACUUUCUCCAAGAGGUGCUAUUGAGCAAUUAAAUAUUCUUAGGCGAGUUUGCCAUAAAUUUACUCCAAAACGAGACAAGCAUAAUAAAGAUGAUAUAUGUAUAUGUGAACGACGGAAAGAAGAACAUGAAGAUUACGAAGAAUCGGAGGAUCGUUGGACUAUGAAUCAUAAUACUCGAGAAGUAAUUAGUUCUGAUUUUGAUAGAUUUCCACAUGGUGGAAUGUAUGUUCGAUUAGCUUUGGAUACACCUUUAGAAAAAGUUGAAAAAAUUCUUCUUGAUGCUUGGAAAAUUCACCAACCUUUAUUUAUUGCAACAAUUGUUGGCGGUGCAAAAUAUUUCAAAAUGAAUGAUAAACUUGAAACAAAUUUUAUAAAUGGUAUCGUUGAUAUAAUUAAUGCAUGGUUACUCUCAUCUGGAUAUAAUAUUGGCAUUGUUCAACUUGUUGGACACGCGAUUCACAAAUUUAAAUUAACUAAUUCCAAAAAAGCUAGUUUUACUGCUAUUGCUGUUUGUAAAUGGGGCUGUAUAAAAGACGUGGAAACAAUAACAAGUCAAGAUGAUCAAGAAACACAAAAGGAAACUACCAAUGUACCGAAUAGUAGUAAAAAUGAUGAAUUAGGAGAACGCCAACGAGGUCAAUGGGAUCUUGAAAUGAAUCACAGUCAUUAUCUCAUGUUAGAUGAUGGCAGUAUUCGUAACUAUGAAAUAGGAGAUUAUCGAACACGUCUAGUUACUCAUAUGGCAAGACUGAAUAAGGAACAUGAUAUUUUCGUACCCGUAGUUACGAUUGUGGUUGAAGGUGGUCAAGAUACUGUAAACAAUACAUAUUAUGAUUUAAGAGCAAAUAUUCCUGUUAUUAUAGUUGAUGGUACAGGUCGUGCUGCUGACUUUUUUACUCGUUGGUUAUUUUUGACAAAAGACUUAGAAAAUGAUGUUGAAAAUAAAGACAUUAUUUGUGAAAUUGAAGAAUUAGCAAGUUCAGCAGGAUCUCAAAAUAUAAAUCAAAAUGAUCAAGAAAAUGACAAAAGCAAACAAAUUGAUGAAUUAAUGAAUCGAAUUAUGUAUUGUCUACAACCAGCAAUUCGUUCUCGUUUAACUGUAUUUUCCUUAAAUUCAGGUGUUAAUUUAACAGAGACAAUUUUUCGAAGUAUUUGUCGCUCACGUCAAACAAUAGCAAAAAUGAAACUUUAUUCAAGCAAUAUUAAAGUUAAAACUAAACGAGAAGAUAUGCCAGAUGAUGAGAGACAUAAUAUGGAUGAGACAAUAGAUCGUCAUGAUAUUUUAAAAAAAGAACAAAAGAUAGAACGAAAAAGACUACUUACGUUAGCAAUGAAUUGGAAUUGUAUUCAUAUAGCAAAAGAAUUUAUUUUUCAAAAUUCAUUAGAUAAUAUAAUGAAUAAAAAACGAUUUUUUAUAGACGCUUUAAUAAACAAUUUACCAACAUUUGUCUAUGAAUUUCUUAAAUUAGGCAUUGAUCCAGCAGCUGAUGUAUUCUUUUCAAAAAGUGAAGUGUCAAAAAGAAGAUCUCGUUAUGCAUACUUUAUUGAAACUCUUUAUCAACCUCAUGUAAUGAAUAAAGCUAAAACUCAUUUAAAAGAUUUUAUCGACUCUGAUAGAUUUACAAGUGAUAAAUUCAUUAAUAAUAUUGAAAAACUAAAUGUGGUUCUUACUAAACUUAUUGGUGAUUAUAUGCGUGAUCUUUAUUUUGAAACAGAAGAAGCUGAACAUGAAGAUCGAGUAAAAUGGGGAUUGACACAAAAUUUUUCUGAAACAGAUCAAUAUGAACAUAAAGAUAUUGAAAAUAAUCAACUUAUAUCAGUUAUAUCGAAACAACAAAAACAAUAUGAUUAUAUAAUCCGUGAUUUAUUUUUAUGGGCUAUAUUAAUGAAUUAUGUUGAUAUGGCUAAAGUUUUUCUAUGCUAUCUAAAAUAUCGAAUAUGUCCAGCAUUGAUUGCAACAAAAAUUUUAAAACAAUAUUAUUUAGUAGCUAAUUAUGGAGACUUAAAAGAACGUUAUAUGGAAAGUGCAAACUACUUUGAACAAUAUGCUAUUGAUUGUCUAGAUAAAUGUGAUGAUUAUGAUGCAGCUCAAGCAUGUGAAAUUAUUUUACAACAAAAUGAACUUUAUGGAUAUGUUACUUGUCUUCAAGUUGCAGCUGAUGCUAAUGAUAAAUUAUUUAUUGCAACACCAUGUUGUGUGGAAGCUAUAAAUAAUAUAUGGUAUGAUAAACUUCAUCCAGAACAAACAAGUUUACGUAAUCGAUUCUAUUUAUUUUGUGCCAUUAUUUCACUUGGUCUUUUGGCUCCUCCUUUACUUGAAUAUCGAGUAAAAAAUAAGAAUUGGAAUGACAAAGGUUCUAAAGCACCAAAGUAAGUUAAUAAGGUUGUAAAUUGAUGCAAAACUGAUAAACAUAAGUACUUCUCAUUUAGAUUAAGAGAUCAUAGUAUCAACUAUAGUGAUUCGGUUCUACUUGAGGAUCAUCCUAAUUAUUCUAACCCGAAUCCAGAGGAGACACACGCUGUUUAUUUUCGUAAAUUACGAAGAUUUCAUGAAUCACUGCCAAUGAAAUUUACUUAUCAUGUAGUAUGUACACAUAUAAUGAUAAGAUACAUUGAAGAAUAUUAAUCAAUUGAUUUUAGAUAUCUUAUAUAUUUUUUCUAUUACUCUUCUCCUAUGUUCUUCUCUUCAAAUUUUCACCACCAUCGGAUAAAAUUCC
Messenger RNA from Rotaria sp. Silwood1, 2761 nucleotides. Lineage: Eukaryota; Metazoa; Rotifera; Eurotatoria; Philodinida; Philodinidae. The record is from the annotation of a GenBank genome assembly.